Molecule: messenger RNA, 3220 nt
Organism: Nomia melanderi (Alkali bee)
Lineage: Eukaryota; Metazoa; Arthropoda; Insecta; Hymenoptera; Halictidae
Product: protein croquemort
Cellular component (GO): membrane; cytoplasm
Molecular function (GO): scavenger receptor activity
Source: RefSeq, a predicted model, not a curated record
CGAGGCUGCAGUCCGACGCGCGCGAUCGACCCGCGCCAAAGAGGAUCGCGCCGCUCGUGGUCUCGCGAUAGUCCGCCGGAAGAUAAUGGGGAUCCUUCGACCACCGCCGGUGCACACGGGGGAGAGAAUUUCUCGGCGAGGCGAGGCCGGCCAGGCAGAAGAGCCGACCGAAAGAGAGAAAAGAUCCCCCGGUGGAGGGGAUGCGACCAAUGGACAUAUUAGAUGCAGCCUGUUGAUUCAUCGAAUGCGGCAGUAACAGCCGCGCCGUAUACAGCGCCGCACGCGAGUCGCGAGGUGAUUGAGCUGCAGCGUGGUCUCCGUUAAAUUCGUCGUCGCCCACGGUUCGUGACUGAAAGACGGGACCUUUUGGAGUCCGCCGGCGAAACGAGGCGUCCGACUGUCGGACCGAACGUUAGGGAAGCUGGUUCGAUCGCGGUCGCGCAGCGCGGAGCACACCGACCGGGGAAACGAUCGAGCGCCAGGCCUGCUGACCGGCGAAACGCAACCGCGCGACGCGGACCGCACAUGCUGAGGAGACGAGCGUCGUCGAGCGUGCGCAACCUCCCGUCACCAUGAGGCCUUGGACCAACAAAUCCGCCGGCCUUGGCCUGCUCGGCCUCCUCCUGAUCAUUUUCGGCACAUGCCUGUACUUCUUCUCGCCGUCGAUCUUCCAUCAGAUACUGCAAAAGGAAAUGCCGCUGACGCCGACGUCGAAGGCGUUCGAAGUGUGGAACGACACGAGCAGCCUGCCACCCAUGUACAUGAGGAUCCGCUUCUUCAACUGGACCAACCCGGACGAGCUGAACGUGAAAGGGAAGAAACCGAUCCUGGAGGAGGUCGGCCCCUACGUGUUUAGGGAAAUUCGGCAGAAAGCGAACGUGACGUUCCACGCGGAGAACAACACCGUCAGCUACUUCUACCGGCGAUGGUGGUACUUUGAACCGGAACUGACCAAUGGCUCCUUGAGCGACCCUAUUACGCAAUUAAACGCCGUCGCGAUCUCGGCGAAGCACAAGGUGCGCUAUUGGGACGAGAUGAUGCAGAGCACCCUGUCGAUCAUGCUGUACUCGACGGGCACGCCGAUCCACAUCACGAAAACGGUGAACGAGCUGCUGUUCGCCGGCUACGACGACACGCUGAUCAAACUCGGGCAGUCGGUCGGCGGCGUCGCGGACGACAUCCCGCCGUUCGACAAAUUCGGCUGGUUCUACAUGAGGAACGGGUCCACGAUGUUCGACGGCCACUUCAACAUGGACACAGGUGUCCAGGACAUCGAGCAGUUCGGUGUGCUCAGGAAAUGGAACUACAAGGACACCACCAGGUUCUUCAAGAGCCCGUGCAACGUGGUAGAGGGAAGCGCCGGCGAGUUCUGGCCGCCGUACCGGCGGAAAGACGAGAUCGUGUUGUUCAGCGGUGACUUGUGCAGGCCGUUGACGUUCGAGUACGCGGAUUCCACUUUCCACUCGGGCGUGGAGGGCUACCGGUUCAUCCUCAGCGAGAAAACGCUGGGCAACAACACGAGGAGGCGCUACCCUCACGAACAGGCGAAGUAUUUCGAGCAGACCACCACCACCGAGGACUUCUUCGAGGCGGAACAUUCGGCGGAGGUGACGGACCAGCCCGACGAGGACCCGGACGUCGUGAACAUCGGCAACUGCUACUGCAACGGAAGAUGCACCCCGGUCGGCCUCAUGAACGUCAGCUCCUGCCGCUACGGCGCGCCCGUGUUCGUCAGCCUGCCUCACUUCAACAGGGCUGAUCCAGAUCUCAAGGACAAAGUGCUGGGAUUGAGCCCCGACGAAGAGAAACACGAUUUCUCCAUCACCCUGGAACCGACGACGGGCAUUCCGCUAAAAGUCUCCGCGAAGCUGCAGCUGAACGUGCUCCUGGAGCCAUCAAAGAUCGUGUCGCUGUUCAAAGAGGUGCCGAGCGUGUACUUCCCAGUGAUGUGGUUCUCGCUGGAUGUCGAGGCGACGGACAAGUUUAUCAACGAUCUGAAGACGUUGCUGUCGUUGACCGACGUCUUCAUGUACGUCGGCGUGAUCCUGGUCCUCGUCGGAUCACUGACGAUCUUCACCGUAGCUCUGUUGUACCUGUUGAGCAGGCAGCGCGUGAAAUCGCCGACCGGCGACAAAGUGUUGAUGUACCUCGACACGAGCGGCGGCAACGACGACGCCCACGUGCGAAUCGAUCGCAGACUGUACCCCAGUUCGAUCGAGUGCUUCAACAUGGAUCUACAAUCGAAGAUCCAGCCGGGGAAAUAGCGAAAGGCAGCGUUGGUCGGGCGAAGCGGCCCCGGCCGUCCCUGGGCGGAUCUUUUACGGCGCGGCGGUCUCGUUCGGCCGCGCCGCGGAAAUUCGGAAUAUUCGGCGGGCUCGGCUGAUCGAAGCUGCGCUCGAACCUAGGAUUUUAAACGGGGCCGAGCUAUCGGUAUCUAUUAGAUAACUCUGACAUAAGUAGGCUGUUCAGACGAGGAAACGCGCAGAGCUCGCGAGGAUGCUGUUGCCGCUCGAGUAGCGAGCAAAUAUUUGUGAAAUCUUCGACGGUCGUCGACUGGAAUGCUUCUCGUUCCUCGGGAACGGUUAGUCACGGGCUAACGGCGGCACCGUCGUCGCGUUAGCUCGAUCGAGCCGAGUCGCAACAAAGGAUUAUCGCCCGGCGCGCCGCGAUCACGGGGAAUUGAUCGAUAGAAUCUAAGACUGACGACGGGCGGAGGAACGCGGCUUCGACGGACGCCCGCCAGCUGAACGAUCGGUCUCCGGCGCGGAAAUUUCGAGUCUUUUCUAGGGUAAUCGCGGAAACUGGGACCAAAGGGGAGCGCGUUCGACGUGUGCCAAACGGAAGCAACGAAUCGUGUCAAUUCGAAGGUGCCAAUCUUACUCCGCGAAUCACUUCCGACAGCAAUACCGUUGCGUCGGCGGUUGGCGCGCGAUUAGCGACGCCGCCGGCCGGCGCGUAUGUUCCUCUUCUUUCGAAAGGCGACAACGUCUCGUGCCAAUAAUUUUAGUCGCGGUUACAGCGUUAAGUUUAUAGUCGGUUAAGUCCAGCGUCCUAUUUACAGCGUUACUCGUUCUAUUUCCGUUUCGUCUCCUCGCGGAACGGCCACGACGUUCGCCAUUCAGCGCCGAGCGACUCACGCUCGGACGCGGGACGCCGUUAGAGACAAGGAAAUUUUGUAUUGUAUUUUAAUAAAAACUCCAGACUUUUACUACGUUACUGC